Sorghum bicolor (sorghum) is the source of this 510-nucleotide messenger RNA. Its product is annotated as vegetative cell wall protein gp1-like. The record is from RefSeq and is a predicted model, not a curated record. Bases 1 to 510 code for a protein of 169 amino acids. The transcript is spliced from 3 exons. NCBI's taxonomy places the organism in Eukaryota, Viridiplantae, Streptophyta, Magnoliopsida, Poales, Poaceae.
AUGAGUUCUAUAACUUAUGUGAAGAUGUUCAGGGUUUCAACAUUCCUCUCCCCGUCGCUCGCCCUCCGCGCGCCCUCCCCGUCGCCGCCGGCCCGCGGCCGCCGCCGGCCAGCCGCCGGCCCCCGCUCGCCGGAUCCGCUCCCCCCCCUCCACUUCCCCCCGCCUCCCCUCGCCGAAUCGACGCCGGCCGGCCGCCCGCCCUCCCCCCGCCUCGGCCCCCCGUCCCCGGCCGCCCGUCGCCCCCCGCCCCGGCCGCCCGUGCCCCCCGUCCCCGGCCGCCCGUCGCCCCCUGCCCCGGCCGCCCGUGCCCCCCGUCCCCGGCCGCCCGUCGCCCCCCGCCCCGGCCGCCCGUCGCCCCCCGUCCCCGGCCGCCCGUCGCCCCCGUCGCCUGCCGGCCCGAGGAGAAGGGGACUGUGGGCUGUGGGGAGCGCCACCGCCGUCCCCCACCACCUGAGGGACCUGGUCGAGCAGGAGCAGGCAGGGCCCUGUUUUGGAAAGCUUGCCGUGUAG